This is a messenger RNA of Striga asiatica, 555 nucleotides long. The record is from the annotation of a GenBank genome assembly. NCBI's taxonomy places the organism in Eukaryota, Viridiplantae, Streptophyta, Magnoliopsida, Lamiales, Orobanchaceae.
AUGAGCGACUCAAAUUCACAACCCAUCAAAUACUCUGUCCACAAAACCGUCACCACGAAGCACAUCUCCCCGCAGUGCGCUGGCCAGAUAGUCAGGAUAUCCAUCACCGACGGCGACGCCACGGAGGAAGUGAUCCGGAUACGUGGGCCGGACGCCACCACCAACAUCAUCCGGCCGCCGCUGGGGGCGGCGACCAACUCCGGCGAGGAGGAGUCGUUGGAGAAUCUGUCCUCCCCGACCUCCGUCCUUAAAUCGCGGUACCUGAAAACAGCCAACUCCGGCGAGGAGAAGGAUCAUAAGGGCAGGGUGGUUGAAGAUCCGCCGCCGCCGCAGGAGUUGCUGAUGGAUGACUGUCUGCCGUUGGAUCAGUGCUUCCUCAAGGACUAUUUUGAUUUUCGGUCGCCGUCGCCGUUGAUCUACGAUGAGGUGAGGGUGCAGGAGACGGUGUUGGAGGAUGUUCUUUUGGACGGCCUGGAUUUUGAGUUGGGUCACGAAUUCGGGUCGCUGACGUGGGAUGUCAGUGAAUUUCUCGAAGAUCAAAUUUUGGUUGGUUGA